This is a messenger RNA of Suncus etruscus (white-toothed pygmy shrew), 507 nucleotides long. RefSeq names its product serine palmitoyltransferase 1-like. Bases 1 to 507 code for a protein of 168 amino acids. The transcript is spliced from 4 exons. The record is from RefSeq and is a predicted model, not a curated record. Gene Ontology annotation, molecular function: serine C-palmitoyltransferase activity. Gene Ontology annotation, cellular component: endoplasmic reticulum. Gene Ontology annotation, biological process: sphingosine biosynthetic process; ceramide biosynthetic process. Lineage: Eukaryota; Metazoa; Chordata; Mammalia; Eulipotyphla; Soricidae.
AUGGCGGCUACCGAGGAGCAGUGGGGAUUGGUGGAGAUGGUUCAGGCUCUCUACGAGGCUCCUGCUUACCAUCUUAUUUUGGAAGGAAUUCUGAUACUCUGGAUAAUCAGACUUCUUUUUUCUAAAAUGUACAAAUUAAAAGAACGAUCUGACCUUACACUCAAGGAAAAGGAAGAAUUAAUUGAAGAGUGGCAACUAGAACCUCUUGUUGUUCCUGUUUCCAAAGACCAUCCUGCUCUCAACUACAACAUCCUUUCAGGUCAAUGUGGACCUCCAAGUCACAAAAUUGUGGUGAAUGGAAAAAAGUGUGUAAACUUUGCCUCAUUUAAUUUUCUUGGAUUGUUGGAUAACCCUAGAGUAAAAGCAGCAGCUUUGACAUCUCUAAAGAAGUAUGGCGUAGGGACGUGCGGACCUCGAGGAUUUUAUGGCACAUUUGUACAGUCUCAGUUGUACCAUGAGAAUGACAGUCCUUCCAUGUCUUUCAGUUGUAGUAGAAGAUCUUACUGA